Messenger RNA from Cladocopium goreaui, 1563 nucleotides. Lineage: Eukaryota; Dinophyceae; Suessiales; Symbiodiniaceae. The record is from the annotation of a GenBank genome assembly.
AAACGGGUGUUCCGCAGGAAUUUGUUGGCUCAAGCUCGGCGUGAUGCCUUCGAAUUCUUGGCAGGCCUACACCGCAUGGUGCAAGUCCUGCGGAGGUGAAGGGGACCUCUAUCGAGGAUAUUGCCCAAGUUGUUGGGAAAAGUGGGAGGCUGCCAAUGGUGCCAACCAUCGAUGGCGUAUCGAGAGGCCACCAUCGCAGACACCUUCACUGAUGGCACCCCUCUGCAAGACACUGUAGACUUGCUGCUGGCGAAUCCAUGGGUGAUCGAGAAGAUUCCCUACAUCAACGUCGUUGAUGACGGGGAUCGGCACAUCAGCAUGGACAACAGAAGGCUCUAUGCUUUUCGCAUGGCCUUUGACGACGACAACUACGAGGUGCCAAUCAAAAGAUUCGCAAGCAAAGAAGACUACGGAGCAGCUGACUUUCAUCGCAAAGCCACAUCCGUUUGUGGUGGGCAUUCAGUGGAACUGCGGCAUCAUCACACAGUUGUGGAAGAUGGGAUCAAGCACUAUCAGCGGAUCUUGUCCACAUUCCACUGCGAAGCAGUCGACCUGAAAGAUGUUCGAGCUAAGGAUGCGGUACGAAGCAGUUUUCAGCGGUGGCAAGCUGAAUCCAACUACUCAACAGUUGACAUUAGCUUUGACAAUGAGUGGUCAGAAUCAGGAGAGCUGCCGUUGCACCUGGGUGGGGAUGCCGAAGAAGUCGCUGAAGUGAAAGGUUUGGUGAUGGAUUUGGUGAAUGCCGUAGCCCGCUGCUGGGAAGCUCUACCCCUACCGCCUCACAUGGGAGGCUACUUCUCCAGAACGCUCUCCGGCAAGCUGCCCGGAAAGUUUGCAGUUGAGGAUGACAUCUUGCACAUCAGGGGAAAUGCAGCAGAGCGGGAAAAGAUGAAGAAAGCAUUGGAAGAUUUGCUGCCAACCGUUCUUUCAAAGCAGUUGCAGGUUGACGAUGGACGCCUUCGUUCUAUGAUCAUUGGAAAAGAAGGAGUCAACAUCAAUCGACUCCGCCAGAACACCUCUGUUGAUGUCCACGUCGGAAAAGAUCCGGAUACGACCGUGAGGAUUGCUGGACCCACUGCUGAUGUGGAGCUUGUCUACUCCAGGCUGAAGGCUUUCAUACAGGAGCAUCGCCAAAUCACCAAGGAGCUGCGACUUCUUCCCCACGCGGGGCGUUUCAUGUGGCGCCGGCUGAAGGCCAUUGGCUGCGAGGCCGAGGCGGGCGAUAAGAUCCCUCGCGAGGCAGAGAACCUCGUUGAAAUUCGUGGAAAUCAACGACAAGUUGACCAUGCCGAAGAGCUUCUCCAAGAAGCUCUUUACCUCGACUUUUCCUUGAUCAAGUUACGGAUCAGCAAGCGCCUGAAGAGUGACGUGCUUCUGGGCAAGAACGGUGUGCACAUCAAAGACAUCAAGGGCGAGCGAGAUGUGGAGAUUCAGUUUGAGGACUCCACAGAUGAGAGCUCCAUGCAAGACUGUGUCUUCUCUGGCCAGCCAGACGAUUGCAAAAGCGUCCUUGAUGAGAUUUUGAGGAGACUUGGCGGACGCUUGGCCUGCAGCUGGCCAUGA